UGUGAACUUCAGAGUAGGUGAGCACCCGAACGUCAAUUCAGUAGCAUAAAUUGGUUGAAACAUUAUUACAAAAAUGUUCUCAAGAGCCGCACUCCUUACAGCCCAGCGCCCAUUGACUUUGGUAGCUAGCCGUACGGCAGCUGCUGCCGCUGCUCAGCCAGCGGGCGGAGCUGUUGAGCGCCGUCAGCGUCCCGAACAUCCCGGCAAGGUGCGUUUGGGCUUUAUUCCAGAGGAAUGGUUCCAGUUCUUUUAUAACAAGACUGGUGUCACCGGCCCCUACACAUUUGGCGUGGGUUUGAUCACCUAUCUCUGCUCCAAGGAAAUCUACGUCAUGGAGCACGAAUACUACAGCGGUCUGUCGCUUGGUAUCAUGGCUAUUAUUGCUGUAAAGAAACUGGGUCCCCUUAUCGCCAAAUGGGCUGAUGGUGAAAUCGACAAAAUUGAAGCCGAAUGGAAGGAGGGUCGUGAGGCUGAGCUCAAGGUUCUCGCCGAUGCCAUUGAAGCCGAGAAGAAGGAGCAAUGGCGCGCUGAUGGUGCCCUCUUGUUGAUGGAAGCCAAGAAGGAGAACAUUGCCCUCCAGCUUGAGGCUGCAUUCCGUGAACGUACCAUGAACGUCUACUCUGAGGUCAAGCGCCGCUUGGAUUACCAGGUUGAGUGCCGUCAUGUUGAGCGUCGUCUCAGCCAGAAGCAUAUGGUCAACUGGAUUGUGUCCAGCGUGCUGUCCAGCAUCUCGCCCCAGCAGGAGAAGGAGACGCUGAACAAGUGCAUUGGUGACUUGACUGCUUUGGCUCUCCGUGUCAAGAGCGCCUAAACGACUCGACUUUUAGUUUGUUAAUUUGUAAAAUUAUACAGAAAUGCGAGACGCAGCAACACAAAUCGGAAAUGUACCACAAAAUGUA
Molecule: messenger RNA, 899 nt
Organism: Drosophila arizonae
Lineage: Eukaryota; Metazoa; Arthropoda; Insecta; Diptera; Drosophilidae
Gene: ATPsynB
Product: ATP synthase subunit b, mitochondrial
Biological process (GO): proton motive force-driven ATP synthesis
Molecular function (GO): proton-transporting ATP synthase activity, rotational mechanism
Source: RefSeq, a predicted model, not a curated record